AUGAUCACAAAAAGAAGAGAAUUUGGCGAUGCGCUGACAAGAUUCGUCGACGAGGAAACCCGCAAAUAUGAGAACGAAAUCGGUGAUGCGUAUGUGGAGCAGUUGCUGAAUGAUGAUGAAACAGUAUAUCCAACAUCAACGGACUCUAUAGAAUGGCAACACAAAAUUGACGCCGCGAAUGACUCGGAAUCAGUGCCGUUCAGUGAUUGUUUUCAAUUCAUUAUGCGAAAUUCGUCGCAUGAACGCAUCGAUAUGAUUAUUUCACUUGAACGAAAGAUGGCUGAAAAGAUGAGUGCUUUGGUUCGAGCACGGGACUUUGAGUUGGAACGUAUGGUUCGUGAAUGCGAAGAGGCCGUUAAGGAGACCAUCUCUGAUGAAGGCAAUCCGCUACCAGCAAACGCACAUCAACUCAGCCGACUCAACGAGAAACUUCGGCAGGUCAGUACCAACUACAGUUGUCAGAUUCAAGCAUUGGUGGAUCGACAACGUCACGAGUACAGGAAUCUGAUUCGAAAUCUCUAUGAACGCGACGAAUUUCCUCCAGAAGCGUUGAACGACAUUCCGUCACCAUUAGCGCCUAUUUGUCGAAAGUCAAAUUCAGCGUUUGCGAAUUUAAAUUCGGCGAAAGAGUCGCCAACGGAUCGUUUCGAAGAAAGUUUCACAAUUUAUCUCGGUAGGUAG
This is a messenger RNA of Anisakis simplex (herring worm), 681 nucleotides long. NCBI's taxonomy places the organism in Eukaryota, Metazoa, Nematoda, Chromadorea, Rhabditida, Anisakidae. The record is from the annotation of a GenBank genome assembly.